AAUUAUUCUUUUUUGACUGAGUCAUAAUGAAUUUAAACAUAUAGAAACAAAUCGAAGCAAUUUCAAUUACAUUAAUUGUACAAAGGAGACCCAAAACCCCAUAUAUACAAACAAGCCUACAAUCACCCAAAACAAAAACAAAAAAUUGAACAACAUCGGAAAAUUAGUAAGCAACAAAUUAAAAUGGAAAAAGUAACAAACAUUUUCUUCGUUCUUCUCCUAAUUUCUUCAUGUCUGAUUUUGAGAAGUGAAGGUAAAUGUAAGAGUGUUGCGGAAUGUGAUCCUCGUCGUUGCAGAAUGGGGCAGCAUAUAAUAUGUAGUACACAGCACGAAUGUACAUGUGCUCAUGGCUCUCCUAUUGGUGGUCAGUGUGAUAGACUCGGAGACUGUGACCUUUCUGGUUGUCCACCAACCUCUCAUGUUAUCUGCGAUUUAAUUCGAAGCGUCUGCACUUGUAUCCCCAAUUGAUUAAAAUGGUCUCUAAUGUUAAACCAAAAAAAAAAAUAGUCUCUCAUGAUUGGAGUAAUAUUGAUAUAAUGUCUUAUAUAGGAAGAAAAUUCUAUUAUAACUCAUCUAUGUGAGCUCUAAUAUAUCAGCAAUAAU
Arabidopsis lyrata subsp. lyrata is the source of this 603-nucleotide messenger RNA. Its product is annotated as defensin-like protein 301. The transcript is spliced from 2 exons. The coding region runs from base 184 to 468 and encodes 94 amino acids. Lineage: Eukaryota; Viridiplantae; Streptophyta; Magnoliopsida; Brassicales; Brassicaceae. The record is from RefSeq and is a predicted model, not a curated record.